CGGGGCCGGCGGCUGGGUGGCGGGCAGUUCCCGCCGGCUCUGCGCGCCCGCCUCGGGGCUCGCUCGGAGAGGACGCGGCGGCGGACGCGCAGCCCUCGGCGCGCGCGGGCGGACGGCCGGGCGGAGCUGCGGGGCCGCGCCGCCCCUGCUCCCGCGGCCGGCCCGCGCCCUGCGGCGGCGGCUCCCGCGCCGCGCUCCCUUUGUCCGCGGGCCGGAGCGGCGGCGGCGCCCGAGCGCGCGGCGGUCGGAGCCCGCGGCGGCGGCUGAGGCGGCGGCUUCCCCGCGGCCGGCCGCCCGCGCGCCGCGGCGAUGCCGGACCAGAUCUCCGUGUCGGAAUUCGUGGCCGAGACCCUCGAGGACUACAAGGCGCCCACGGCCUCUAGCUUCACCACCCGCACGGCCCACUGCCGGAACACGGUGGCGGCCAUCGAGGAGGCUUUGGACGUGGACCGGAUGGUUCUUUAUAAGAUGAAGAAAUCCGUGAAAGCACUCAACAUCUCUGGACUGGCACACGUCGAGAACGAGGAGCAGUACACGCAGGCGCUGGAGAAGUUUGGUGGCAACUGUGUGUGCAGAGACGACCCAGAUUUAGGGAGCGCGUUCCUCAAGUUCUCCGUGUUCACCAAGGAAUUGACAGCGCUUUUCAAAAACCUGAUUCAGAAUAUGAACAACAUAAUCUCCUUCCCUCUGGACAAUUUGCUGAAGGGGGACCUGAAAGGAGUGAAAGGGGACUUGAAAAAGCCUUUUGAUAAAGCUUGGAAGGACUAUGAAACAAAAAUAACCAAAAUAGAAAAAGAGAAAAAAGAGCAUGCCAAGCUUCAUGGAAUGAUUCGAACUGAAAUAAGUGGGGCUGAAAUUGCGGAAGAGAUGGAGAAGGAGAGGCGGUUUUUCCAGCUGCAGAUGUGCGAGUAUCUGCUGAAGGUCAAUGAAGUCAAGAUUAAAAAAGGAGUGGAUUUACUUCAGAAUCUGAUCAAGUAUUAUCAUGCCCAAUGCAAUUUUUUCCAGGAUGGACUGAAAGCAGUAGAAAGCCUCAAGCCUUCCAUUGAAACCCUCUCCACAGAUCUGCACACGAUCAAGCAGUCCCACGAUGAAGAACGAAAACAGCUGAUGCAGCUGCGGCAUGUCUUGAAAACAUCACUGCAGGUCGAACAGAAAGAGUCUAGGAGAGACUCACAAAUUCGCCAAAGUACUGCUUACAGCUUACAUCAGCCUCAGGGAAACAAAGAACACGGGACCGAGCGGAACGGAAACCUCUAUAAGAAAAGCGAUGGGAUCCGGAAAGUGUGGCAGAAAAGAAAGUGUUCAGUUAAAAAUGGAUUUCUGACCAUAUCCCAUGGAACCGCUAAUCGGCCUCCUGCAAAGCUCAAUCUGCUAACUUGCCAAGUGAAGACUAACCCCGAGGAGAAGAAGUGCUUUGAUCUCAUCUCACAUGACAGGACCUACCAUUUCCAAGCAGAAGACGAGCCGGAGUGCCAGAUAUGGAUGUCUGUGCUGCAGAACAGCAAGGAGGAGGCUCUGAACAAUGCCUUCAAGGGCGACGACAAUACCGGGGAAAACAACAUCGUCCAGGAGCUGACCAAGGAGAUCAUCUCGGAGGUGCAGAAGAUGACGGGCAACGACGUGUGCUGCGACUGCGGAGCACCAGAUCCUACAUGGCUUUCCACCAACCUGGGCAUUCUGACCUGCAUUGAGUGUUCUGGAAUCCACAGAGAGCUGGGGGUUCAUUACUCCAGAAUUCAGUCCCUGACCUUAGAUGUAUUGGGAACAUCAGAGCUGCUGCUUGCCAAGAAUAUUGGGAACGCGGGCUUUAAUGACAUCAUGGAGUGCUGCCUCCCAGCCGAGGACUUGGUCAAGCCCAAGCCCAAGCCAAACAGUGACAUGAAUGCCAGGAAGGACUACAUCACCGCCAAGUACCUGGAGAGGAAGUACGCCAGGAAGAAGCACACAGACAGCGCUGCGAAGCUGCACAGCCUCAGUGAGGCGGUUAAGAACAGAGACAUCCUCGGAUUACUCCAAGCUUAUGCUGACGGUGUGGACCUCACAGAAAAGAUCCCGCUGACCAAUGGACAUGAGCCAGAUGAGACAGCCCUCCAUCUUGCUGUCAGAUCCGUGGACCGUACUUCCCUUCACAUCGUGGACUUUCUGGUUCAGAACAGCGGGAACCUGGAUAAGCAGACCGGCAAGGGCAGCACAGCCCUGCACUACUGCUGCCUGACGGAUAACACUGAGUGCCUCAAGCUCCUCCUGCGCGGGAAGGCCUCCAUCGAGAUCGCAAACGAGGCAGGAGAGACACCACUGGACAUUGCGAAGCGCCUCAAACAUGAACAUUGCGAGGAGCUGCUGACCCAGGCAUUAUCUGGAAAGUUGAACUGUCACGUUCACGUUGAGUAUGAGUGGCGGCUGCUCCAUGAAGACCUGGACGAGAGUGAUGAAGACGUGGAUGAGAAGCUGCAGCCCAGUCCCAACCGGCGGGAGGACCGGCCCGUCAGUUUCUACCAGCUGGGAUCCAGCCAGCUUCAGCCUAAUGCCACAUCUUUGGCCAGAGAUGCUGCCAACCUCACCAAGGACAAGCAGAGAGGGUUUAUGCCCAGCAUUGUGCAGAACGAGACCUACGGAGCCAUCCUGAGUGGCAGCCCACCCCUGUCUCAGCCUGCAGUCCCCACCACUACCAGUGCCCCCCCACUUCCACCUCGAAAUGUUGUCAAAGACCCUUUGGCCCCUGUGCCACCCCCUCCUGUGGCCAAGACGCCCAGCAUGCUAGAAGCCUUGAACCAGUCGGGCAAGCCUCCCCAGCCUGGGACUUCACAGGGCAGGCCCCCGCCCCUGCCACCGCAGCCUCCUAGCCGCCUGCCUCAAAAGAAGCCUGCUCCUGGGGCUGACAAGCCGACCCCACUGAUCAACAAAGGCCAGCCCAGAGGACCUGCAGUGGAUCUUUGUGGAACAGAAGCUCAUGGUUCUCUGUCCAAUGCUGUGGGGCUGCAGCCCCCUGCACCCAUGCCCAGGAAGUCACAAGUGACCAAGUCGAAGCCCAAGCGGGUCAAAGCACUGUACAAUUGUGUAGCCGACAACCCAGACGAGCUCACCUUCUCUGAGGGAGACGUGAUUGUGGUGGACGGGGAGGAGGACCAGGAGUGGUGGAUUGGACACAUCGAAGGAGACCCCAGUCGCAAAGGGGCGUUCCCGGUAUCAUUUGUGCACUUUAUUGCCGACUAAACCUGCUACUGAACAAAAGCCUUUUCCUUAACAGCCAUAUUCUUGUUUCAUUACUGGUACCAAAUUUGCCAGACAACCAUUUUCAUGAAUUGUAUGUUAGCCCAUUUUCUCUCUGUUAAGUUUUAAAAACUCAAAGGCAAUUUUUAUAUAUAAGUGAAUUGUUUUUAUAAUUUGUAGUUUUCAUGAAACAUGCUCUAAUUUUAUUAGGAAAAGCAACUUCUUAAAAGGUGAACUGAAGUUGUUUUAAGUACAUAACCAAGGUCCUGCAUCUGUAGGAUGCAUCUACUGCUUAACUUAAAAAGAUGUUCAAUGAAAAAUAUUGGAAAUUAUUCGUGCUUUCCUUAGCCUGAUUCUGGAGCUGUGAUCAAUAGCACAGUUUGAUUUUAGGAAGCCAAGUAAACUAGGCUUCAAAAGUCCUGGACUCUCCAUAAAAUACCAUCCGUUUACUUUUAAAGACACCUAUUCUUUUGAAACCCACCCCAUGUCAAUUUAAAGCAACUUGGAAAUGUACACAUUAGCCUUGUACUUUCUAGCCCUAACCUGUGAGGUUGCAGCUGUCAUGACCGUCUGCAUGUGUGUAUGACCUGUCACGAACAAACUUAGCAGAACUACUGAUGGGUUAUCACAAUGAACGGUGAUAGCAAUUCAUUCCAUUCCAGGAAGUUAUAUAAACUGCAUUUCCUGAAUUUGGUUAAAAACUAAGGAUGAUGGAUUGCAAAACAGUUCUUUAAACUAGCUUCUAUGCUGUAGAUGUUUUGGAAUUUGCCUUCAACUUCCCCUAUCACUCAGAAAGUAGAAUACUGUGGCUCAGACCCUGGAACAGAACCACGGUCACAGCUCUUUCCUAUAGUGUCACUGAUUUCUCUUCCUAGCUCUCGAGGAUAUCCAUGCAGCUUAGUGUCUUGUAUUUAUAUAAUAUGCCAACAGGAAUGGUAGUUACACUGUAAGUCUUGAAAUUUAACCUGUCCAUUUGUUUGUACUCAAGAGCAUAUGUCAGAAAUCUGUAGGUCCCAGGUAAUACAGUCCUAUUGUCCAGAACUUCCCAGUUCUACUAAGGCCAUCUUGUCACUCCUAAACGUACACUACUUGGGGAAGGGGUGGGAAUUAGGUUGUACAUGAUAGAACAAAACUCAUUAGUUUAAUGAACUUGACUGUCAUACCUCUAUUUAGAAAUCAUAAGAUUCGUUGUAGGAAUAUUGGAAAUUUUGGCACUCUUUCCGAAUAAACAGACAUGUGGUGCCCACUUGGGCUGGGAACAGAAGUAAAGGAAUAAAUCCGUAGGCUUGGAAAGCAAGGCACAAAUGCUCCUGUUGCGUUUGUUACGGUGGUACAUUUGAUUAUAGCAGCUUGUCCUUUUCAUACAAGACUCUAGUGUGUGGAGUCUGCUUCCUUCCCUUUUUUCUUGGCAUUGUUUUUGUUGGCUCUGAUCAAGGCAGACAGAAUGACCUAGAAUGUUGUGAUGUUGUACAGCAGUUGCUUUUUGCCUUUCAACGUUCCAGGCAAAAACGUGUUUGAGCUGUAAUUAAAGCCUUUUCUUUUUUUAAGCACUACAUCUGUUUUCAGUACUUAUUAAUUCUGUUGUUUGGCCCCUUCACUUAACCGGUCUCUCAUAGAUUUAAGGGGGAGCAGGUGCAUUCUGCACUAUGUCUCCUAACCGGGUAAUAGCCCGCAUCUGUACCUUAUCAUCAGCCUCUGAGGACCUGGCUAAGUAAUCGAGCUGAUUCACAGAACAUUUGAUCUCCAAACCCAAACUAAUCAUCAAGUUCACUGGUACAAAAGGAAUUCCUAGGAAAUUUUUUUCCAGUCUACAACUUGGUGGUGCUAUUGUGCAGUAAUUAAUAGUAUUUUUGAGAGAGGAGAAAUUCUAUUAAUUCCCUACUAAUAACCUUUCCUACUUAUUUGCUGUUUGCAAAUUCUAAAAAAGAAAGAAAAAAAUUGAGAAAGGAAAAUACUGUAGAUAUCUAUUUAAAGUUUAUGUUUCAUGAACUUUAGCUGCAGGAUUCUGGCAAUUGGCAUGCCACCUUCCAUUGGAUCUAACUCCUGGGGUGGCGACUCACGGGUGCACAGACUAGUCGUUCCUGUGUGGCCUGUUAAGGGUGGAUAUGGACACGCAGCCUAGAAUGCUGUUUUGAGGUGUAGGAUAUUCAGUUCAUUCACUUGAUCACUUCAGUCUAGUUGCAGCGCAACUGUAUAUAUUGUAUGACCUAAACUGAUUCUUAUUUUCAUUGUCCUUAAUGCAGUGAUGUAUAAUUAGAGCAUGUUUAAUUAAAGUUUACUCUUCUUGUUAACUAGUCAUUUGACUGGAAAAAUAAAUAAAAAGUAAUUUUAAAUGGA
Molecule: messenger RNA, 5547 nt
Organism: Sciurus carolinensis (gray squirrel)
Lineage: Eukaryota; Metazoa; Chordata; Mammalia; Rodentia; Sciuridae
Gene: Asap2
Product: ArfGAP with SH3 domain, ankyrin repeat and PH domain 2
Exons: 28
Coding region: 310-3213 (967 amino acids)
Biological process (GO): positive regulation of GTPase activity
Cellular component (GO): cytoplasm
Molecular function (GO): GTPase activator activity; protein binding
Source: RefSeq, a predicted model, not a curated record